Messenger RNA from Triticum urartu, 2724 nucleotides. Lineage: Eukaryota; Viridiplantae; Streptophyta; Magnoliopsida; Poales; Poaceae. The record is from RefSeq and is a predicted model, not a curated record.
CCACCUCCACCUCCUCCAGAGGCAUGGCAAGCUGUGAUGGCCGCAACCAAUGCAAAUACACAGCUGAUCAUGCAAAUUCUUCAAGAGCGCAAUCAAGGCAGUCAAGGGAAUCAAGGCAGCAAUCAGAGUCACUUUGCUACACUCAACAAGUUCCUUGCUAACGGGCCAAAGACUUUCAGCAAUUGUGUUGAGGCAACCGAUGCCGACGAUUGGCUUGUGGAUCUGUGUAAGCAUUUCGAGUGCAGUAACGUCAGGCCUAAGGACUUUGUCAAGUUCGCUUCCUUCCAACUCAAAGAUCAAGCUGCAGAAUGGUUCCAGCAGUACAAGGACUCCAGAGGUGGACGUGUUAUCACUUGGGAUGAUUUCCGUCGAGAUUUCAGGGCUCAUCAUAUUCCCCAGAGCGUGGUUGAAAGCAAGCGUGAGGAAUUCCGCAAUCUGAAGCAAGGCUCUUUGUCUGUCUAUGACUACAACAAGUUGUUCCAGAAGCUCGCCCGCUUUGCCAAGCAGGACAUCCCUGAUGAGAAGAGCAUGAUAUGUCAGUUCAGGGGUGGUCUCAGAGAAGAAAUUCAGCUCGCUCUUGUCCUCUUUGAGCCCUUGAGGUACGAUGAGUUCUACAACAUGGCAAUGAAGCAAGAGGCUGCUCAGUUGAGGUUUCUGACUCCGCCUGAUGAAUCCAAGCCGUACGAGGUAUUUUGUGAUGCCUCUCUCCAAGGUCUUGGCGCAGUAUUGAUGCAAGAGAAGAAAGUUGUUGCUUAUACUUCUCGCCAGUUGAAGCCUAAUGAGAAGAACUACCCCACUCAUGAUCUCGAGUUGGUGGCAGUUGUGCAUGCUCUUUUGACUUGGAGACAUCUUCUAUUGGGAAGAAAAGUGGACAUUUUCACUGAUCACAAGAGUCUCAAGUACAUCUUCACGCAGCCUAAUCUCAACCUCAGGCAAACUCGUUGGGUCGAAAUGAUUCAAGAGUAUAAUCCGAGUAUUGAGUAUACUCCAGGCAAGGCCAAUGUGAUUGCUGACGCUUUGAGCAGAAAGGCCUACUGCAACAGUCUGAUUCUCAAGCCUUAUCAACCCGAGCUUUGUGAAGCUUUCCGCAAACUUAAUCUGCAAGUUGUUCCUCAAGGUUUCCUCGCCAACCUUCAAGUCUCUCCUACCUUAGAAGACCAGAUUCGCCAAGCCCAUCUUCUUGAUGCUAUGGUGAAAAAGGUGAAGAUUGGGAUUGCCAAGAGUCAGUCCAAGUACAAGUGCUUCCGCCUUGAUGACAAGGACACUCUCUUCUUCGAGGAUCGUAUUGUUGUGCCCAAAGGUGACCUCCGUAAAGUGAUCAUGAACGAGGCUCACAAUUCUCUCCUCUCCAUCCACCCUGGGAGCACGAAGAUGUAUCAGGACCUUAAGCAAGUUUAUUGGUGGACUCGAAUGAAGCGCGAGAUCGCUCAAUUCGUGAAUGAAUGUGAUGUCUGCAGAAGAGUGAAGGCAGAACACCAAAGUCCAGCUGGUCUCCUCCAACCUCUUGCUAUUCCAGAAUGGAAGUUUGACCACAUUGAAAUGGACUUCGUGACUGGGUUUCCAAAGUCCAAGCGUGGCAAUGAUGCUAUAUUCGUUGUCAUCGACAAACUCACCAAAGUGGCUCAUUUUCUUCCUAUCAAAGAGUCGAUCACUGCAGCUCAAUUGGCGGAACUCUAUACCUCUCGAAUUGUCUCUCUGCAUGGUAUUCCUCAAGUGAUCUCUUCAGACCGUGGCAGCAUCUUUACCUCGAAGUUUUGGGAUUCUUUUCAGAAGGCCAUGGGCACUAACAUCCGCUUUAGCACAGCUUUCCAUCCUCAAACAAGCGGUCAAGUCGAGCGUGUCAACCAGAUUCUUGAAGAUAUGCUCAGGGCUUGUGUGAUCUCCUUCGGCAUGAAGUGGGAGGAUUGUCUUCCUUAUGCUGAAUUCUCCUACAACAACAGUUUUCAAGCAAGUUCGGGCAAGGCCAGAAUGGUGAAGGGGAAGGGGAAUGAGAAGGGAAAUGCACUUGGGAAGGAGAAGGAGAAGGGCAAGACGAAGGCAAAGGAGAAGAGCUUAAGUUACUUAAUUAGGGUAAAAAACACCCUCUGCGGCCUUCGCGUCUCCCUGACCGCACCAGCGCUGACGUGCGUGCCGCGGAAGCUGCUGCCUUCGGUGUCAGAGGAGGAAGAGGAGGAGGACGAUGAGGACAAGGACAAGGGCAUUCAGGAGGAGGACAAGGACGAUGAGGAAUACGAUGAAUUUGUCGUCCCGCCUGGAGGUGAUGAUAUGUCGGAUUCUGAUGAGGAUACGUCGAAAUGGUACAAGGAAUCAGAUGCUAAACUAGAAGCCGAAGGAGGUGAUGAUAUGUUGGAUUUCGAUGAGGAUACGUCGGAAGGGUACAAGGAAUCAGCUGCUGAACUAGAAGCCGAAGGAGGUGAUGAUAUGUCUGAAGAAGAAAUCGUGCACGUUAUUUCCAGUGGCGAGGAGGCAAAAGAAAAGAACAAGAAAAAGACCAAGAGGCCAAGAGCCAAUGCUCCUAUUAGGAUGUCGUCAAAAGUUUGGGUCCAUUUUCAUAAGGACAAGAGGCCAUCAAAGGAGGAACCUGGAAAGCUUGUGUUGAAGGCAUGCUGCAAUUGUUGUGAGGCUGAAUAUGCAUAUCUCCAAGGUGGUAGCACCUCAACUCUUAGAAGCAGUGGCGGAGCUAUGGCUGGGCAAAACCAAGCCAUGGCCUGCCCAGCCAAAUAA